Molecule: messenger RNA, 2148 nt
Organism: Trichomonas vaginalis G3
Lineage: Eukaryota; Parabasalia; Trichomonadida; Trichomonadidae
Exons: 1
Coding region: 1-2148 (715 amino acids)
Source: RefSeq, a predicted model, not a curated record
AUGACAAUCUUUUUUGCCGACGAUAAAAAUCUUUCUCGGAUGAGCGAUGGUGUCAGCAAAGAGCAGAAAGAAUUGCUCAUUUCGAAAGGAAAACAACUGAGAAAGUAUGCAAAACGGGUUAUAUUUGAUAAAUGGUCGAAACGAUUGCUGAAAGCAAUGUUAAACAGGAAAAAAUCAGAUUUAGACAACGAAAAUGAAACAAGAGAUAAGAAAGAUAUCAAUACAAAUCGUCCAACAGAUAAUGAAAACAAAAAUGAUAGCAUUGCGCAAAAGCAAAAACAAACGGAUAAUCAAGAAAAUUGGAACCCAAAGAAAAAGCAAUCAAAUAUCGAAAAAACGUCAAUGAAUGAUACUAUUAGACAAGUUGAAGCACGUCCAAAAAGAGCGCAAUCGCCAAGUGUCAAGAGAAACAAAAAAGUUAUAUUUUAUCGAAAUAUUUCAAUAAAUACUCAUAUUACGAGAUACAAAGAUACAUCAUCACAAACUAAAUCAUCUAGCAAUCAUUAUUCUACAAUGAAUACUCAAACUUCUAAAAUUUAUUUAAAUAUCUCUCCAGCAUUCGUAUUUUCCAAAGAGAAUGAAAAAGAUACGCAAGAUUAUAUGCAAGAAUACGAAAAGGAAUCGAGUUCAGAUGAUAUUUUGAAGUUUAAUGACGAAAAUUCAAAUUCUCAUAUUCCUACAACCAUAAGAAAGAAGAAUCAACAAACAGAGCCUAAAGAAAAACCAGAAAAUAAGUCAAUACUUACAGCAGAUGCAGAUAAUCUCUUUACAAUCGGUUCUGACGAAGAUAUUAAUUUACCUCCCAUAGAAGUUGCCGCUCCUGCAUUAACUAGCCCAGAACAGAACAAAGGGCAAUAUUCUGUUGACAGUCCUAAGGGUUCUACAAAGAAAAAACCUAAUUAUUCCGUUGACAAUGAAUAUGAUUCAUUUUCUAACUCGAAUAAUGAAGAUUUGAACGAAGAAGACAAUGAAGAAUGGAUAUCUGAUCCAGAUUCCAAUCAAAAACCAUCAAAUAUCGAAGAAGAUGUUAAAAAUUCUGAUGGUGAAAUCGAAAUUGACGACGAAGAGAAAGGAAUUUCACUUAAAAAGUCAGCAAAGGUCCAUUUCACCUUUAAUACUAGCGAAACAGUUAACAUAGCUCCUUCAGGAAGCAAUUCUUCCUCUCCAAUUGGAUCUCCUUUGAUGACGUCUUCUUCUUCUAUGCCAACAAUGAGAAGAAACCCAAUUAUCAUGGUUAGAAGACCACAGUCCCCAAAUUUCACUCAACUCGACUUCUCUCCAGCCUCUUCUUUAUCAAGUGACUUUUCAUCAGACCCUGAAGAAAAAAGUGACAACAAAAAUUUUGAAUUAAUUUCGGCCAAAACCGAAAAACCAAAACCAAAAGAAGAGGUGAAAGAGGAGCCAAAAGACAAAGAAAAGGAUAAUGCUGAUGUUCAUGAUAGCGAAAUUCCAAUUGAAAUUUUAUCUGACUCGUUAAGCGACGUUGAUAUAGAUGAUCUUGUUACCCCUACUCAGAACCAUCCAACAAGCCCAACAAAGAAUGGGGAUGACCAAAAUAAAGAGAUAAUUUCAGAUGAUAGCAUUGAUUCCACAGAUAGCCAAUAUGAUAGUGACGAAAACGUUGCUAUCCCAUUGCAUGAAGAGCCCGUCCAUAGUGGCUCUGAUCCAACUUUUAAUGAUACUCAGAUAAUUACAAGUCCACCGUUAGAUGAAUUAUUAGGAGAUAUCCCUGUUACUCCACCAAAGGAGGAUAGCGAAAUUAGAGCCUUCCUUAGGCAAUUCUUUACUGCUGAAGUUUUCCAAAAUUGCCAAAACAGAAAAUCUCUCGGCCAAUCGAUCCCUCUUAUUCAUAUUCCUGAUACAGCACGUCGGCCAUUCAAAUAUCCUCCGGAUUAUUUGGAUUUAGUGAUAGAUCUCGUUAAUGAAAUCAUAGAAACGGAAGAUAUCGUUGGAAUGUUCUAUGAACAGUUCCUUGACCACUUGGAGGCCAUUCUUGGAGCAGAACCAAUCGAAAUGGAGCCAAAUUAUAUAACAAGUCUUCACGCACAGUCUGAAAUCGAAUGCGAUAAUACAGGAAUUGAUAUUCUUAUGAGAAUUGCUGAUAGCAUCUUAGAAUCUCAUACGGAUUAUGUUCUAGGUUAUGUAUGA